AUGCGAAGAUAUAGUUCCACCGAAGAGGACCACGACCAGCGACGGCGUUCGGUAGCAUUGAUGAAUGAGGAAAUUCAGCCAGAGGAGCCCGAUGAACACACGGGGCUUCUCCCCAAGAAGCGCCAUGAUGAAGAGCAAGCACCCAGCCAUCAGGAAGGCGAGCUGCUCGAUAUCCUCCCCGAAGACGACACCCCGACACAGAGGCUCGUUCUUCAUGAAUUCUGGGUCCUAUUCCGAGGUUCUAUACCUGUCAUUUUGGCCUACUCGCUGCAGAACUCGCUCCAAACAGUGUCAAUCUUGAUCGUUGGCCGAGCAUCGCCACAAGACCUCUCCACUGCUGCGUUCUCUUACAUGUUCGCCAUGUGUACGGGCUGGCUGAUUGGCAUGGGAGGAUCAACCGCUUUGGAUACUCUGGCGAGUUCCACUUUCACCGGAAGCAAGAACAAGCAUGACUUGGGCAUCCUCCUGCAACGAGCCUUCAUCGUCCUGACUCUGUUCUAUGUCCCUGUCGCCAUCCUUUGGCUUUGUUCGGAGCCCGUGUUUAAAGCUCUGGGUCAAAGUCCCCAGUUGUCACACGACAGCUCUAAAUUCCUAAGUUGUUUGAUCCCCGGAGGACUGGGAUACAUCUACUUUGAGACGAUGAAGAAGUAUCUUCAGGCUCAAGAGAUCAUGCGACCAGGGACUUACGUGCUCUUGAUCACUUCUCCAAUCAGCGCGUUGUUGAAUUACCUGUUUGUCUAUGUGGCGGGUUGGGGCAUCUUUGCGGCGCCGCUCGCAACUGGCAUUGGCUACUGGCUUUCGUUUCUGGGCCUCGUGCUCUAUGCCAGAUUUGUGGCUGGCGGCGAAUGUUGGGGCGGUUGGACCAAGAGAUGCCUUCAAAACAUGGGUGUCUUUGCCAAGUUGGCCUCCCUGGGGGUGAUUCAUGUCGGGACUGAGUGGUGGGCUUUCGAGAUUGUGGCAUUGGCGGCUGGCCGACUCGGAGAAAUCCCUCUCGCAUCCCAAAGUGUCAUCAUGACAGCAGAUCAAGUCAUGAACACCAUCCCCUUUGGCAUUGGAGUUGCCGCCAGUGCGCGGGUGGGCAACAUGCUCGGUUUACGCACUGCCAAGGGAGCAGCACGAUCGGCCAACGUGGCUGCCUGGCUGAGCAUGCUCAUGGGAGCUAUCGUGUUGGCCAUCCUGAUGGGCACGAAGAACGUCUUUGCCAAGAUCUUCAACGACGAUGAGCGGGUGGUCAAGCUUACCGCCGAUGUCUUGCCGUACGUGGCUCUAUUCCAAAUUGCAGAUGGUCUCAAUGGCAGCUGUGGCGGAUCUCUACGAGGCAUGGGCAGACAGCAUAUUGGAGCUGCCGUUAAUCUCGUCAGCUACUAUUGCGGCGCUCUUCCCCUGGGCAUCUGGCUGGCCUUCCAUGGCUGGGGUCUCCCGGGGCUCUGGGUCGGUCAGUGCAUUGCGCUGUAUCUAGUGGGCAUUGCCGAGUGGGCGAUUGUCGCCUUCAGCAACUGGGAGCACGAGGUUGACAAGGCUUUUGCCCGGAUGGACAAGGACGAGCUAGUGGAGGGCGGCUAUGCCACGGCGUCUGUGGCUCCUUCACCUUCGGAAAAUGGCGCUCAAUGA
Molecule: messenger RNA, 1611 nt
Organism: Fonsecaea nubica
Lineage: Eukaryota; Fungi; Ascomycota; Eurotiomycetes; Chaetothyriales; Herpotrichiellaceae
Exons: 2
Coding region: 1-1611 (536 amino acids)
Biological process (GO): xenobiotic detoxification by transmembrane export across the plasma membrane
Cellular component (GO): membrane
Molecular function (GO): antiporter activity; xenobiotic transmembrane transporter activity
Source: RefSeq, a predicted model, not a curated record